Messenger RNA from Strongyloides ratti, 744 nucleotides. RefSeq names its product Golgi SNAP receptor complex member 1. The record is from RefSeq and is a predicted model, not a curated record. Bases 1 to 744 code for a protein of 247 amino acids. Lineage: Eukaryota; Metazoa; Nematoda; Chromadorea; Rhabditida; Strongyloididae. Gene Ontology annotation, biological process: vesicle fusion; endoplasmic reticulum to Golgi vesicle-mediated transport. Gene Ontology annotation, molecular function: SNAP receptor activity. The transcript is spliced from 7 exons. Gene Ontology annotation, cellular component: Golgi membrane; Golgi medial cisterna; cis-Golgi network.
AUGUUCACGUCAUUUGACUAUUCAAAAAGUAUUGUUUACAGAAGCCUUUGGGACGGAUUGCGUAAGAGAGCAAGAAUUUAUGAAAAUGAGAUAGAUUCAAAGCUAAUGACUUUUAACAAACUUACAGCAAGUGGUUCUUCUUUUGGAUCACAAACAAUGUCCUUGACAAAUAAAAAAGAUAAUUUUACUUUAAUUUGUAAUGAAAUUGAACAGUUAAUUCAAAAUCUUACUACAGUAAAUGAUGAGAUGGAUGUAUUGAUGUCAAAAGAUAUCUCAUUAACAAACAAUGCCGCUAUUACACAUACUUUACGACGUCAUCAUGAUAUUUUACGUGAUUAUUGUACAGAAUUUACCAGAUCAAAAAAUAAUAUCGAAUCACAAUUAAUGAGAGAAGAUUUAAUUGGAGGAAAUUGUACUAUUCAAAUUGAAGAGUCUAAUCUUAAUAAUAGAGGUAAUGGAAGGAAUACAGAUCUUUAUAUGAGAGAAAAUGAACGUAUAAAUUCUUGUGAUCGUUUAAUGGAUGAACAAUUAAGCCUUGCAAUGUCUGUAAAGGAAAAUUUGUAUGGACAAAAAAGUAUUUUAAUUAAUGCAAAGAGAAGUCUAAAGCAAAUGACACAAAAGUAUCCAAUGAUAAAUGAUAUUUUACAAAAGAUUAGAAUUAAAAAAAGGAAAGAUAAACUUAUAUUAGCUGGAGUUAUUAGUACUUGUAUCAUUUUAAUGUUUUUAUACACAAGGAAUUCAUAG